Molecule: messenger RNA, 3659 nt
Organism: Astyanax mexicanus (Mexican tetra)
Lineage: Eukaryota; Metazoa; Chordata; Actinopteri; Characiformes; Acestrorhamphidae
Gene: slc2a2
Product: solute carrier family 2 member 2
Exons: 11
Coding region: 1-1674 (557 amino acids)
Biological process (GO): monosaccharide transmembrane transport
Cellular component (GO): brush border; membrane
Molecular function (GO): hexose transmembrane transporter activity
Source: RefSeq, a predicted model, not a curated record
AUGUGCAGCUCGGUCAGCGUGGGCUCAGAGUGGCCGAGGCAUGAUCCAGCCCGGAUUGAUCAUUUACCUGCUACUGGAAAAACAGAGCAGGGGAAGCUGAGAGCACCAGUCAUCUCCAGCUCAGCAGCUCCACACUGCACCGCACCGCCCCGUCCUGCAGGCAUGGAGAAGCAGCUGACAGGUACUCUGGCCCUGGCUGUGUUUGCGGCUGCUCUUGGAUCCCUGCAGUACGGCUACAACUUAGGGGUCAUCAAUGCCCCCCAAGAGGUCAUUCAGGGUCACUACGCUCGCUCUCUCGGACUUUACUCUGAACUCGAGUCUGAUGAAGAAUUUAACAUCACGACUGCUGAACCCAGCUCUGACUUCGCCCACCCAUCACUGACCAUGUACUGGUCCUUAUCUGUGGCCAUGUUUCCCGUGGGUGGGAUCAUCUCCUCCUUCCUGGUGGGCUUCGUUGCAGACAUCCGAGGAAGGAUUAAAGGGAUGCUGGUGUUGAACAUCCUGGCUGUAGUGGCCAGUCUGCUGAUGGGUUUGGCUAAGAUGGGCAGUCCUCACAUCAUGGUCAUAGCUGGACGGGCAAUCAUGGGUUUCUACUGUGGCCUGUCGUCAGGGCUGGUCCCGAUGUACAUAGGGGAGAUUGCCCCACUGAAGUACAGAGGGGCUCUGGGAACGCUACACCAGCUCGCCAUCGUUACCGGGAUCCUUAUCAGUCAGGUGCUGGGCCUGGACUUCCUACUGGGAAAUAAUGACAUGUGGCAUUUAUUGUUGGGUCUGUCUGGAUCAAUCGCAGUUCUGCAAAGUGUCCUGCUGCCCCUCUGUCCAGAGAGCCCACGCUACCUCUACAUCAGACUGGGCAAGAAGGAGGAGGCCUGCAAAAGUUUAAAGCGCCUAAAAGGAGCAGAUUACGACACCACCAAAGACCUGGUGGAAAUGCAGAAGGAGAAGGAGGAGGCCAUGAAGGAGGCGCACGUGUCCAUCCCCCGGCUGGUGCGCUCCACGGCGUACCGCCAGCAGCUCUUCGUGGCUCUGAUGAUGCACCUGUCGCAGCAGUUCUCCGGGAUCAAUGCGAUCUUUUAUUACUCCACAUCCAUUUUCCACAAUGCAGGCGUGGCACAGCCAGUCUACGCCACCAUCGGAGUGGGGGUGGUGAACACCAUAUUCACCCUGGUCUCGGUAGUCUUGGUGGACCGGGCAGGCAGACGGACGCUGAUGUUGGCUGGUCUGGCUGGGAUGUGUCUGUGUGCAGUAGGAAUGACUGUUGGGCUUAUUCACCUGUCCACAUACCCCUGGAUGAGCUACCUAAGCAUGUCGGCCAUCUUCCUGUUCGUGUGCUUCUUUGAGAUCGGGCCUGGGCCAAUUCCAUGGUUCAUCGUGGCUGAGCUUUUUAGCCAGGGGCCUCGGCCUGCGGCUAUCGCGUUAGCCGGCUUCUGCAACUGGACCAGCAACUUCAUCAUCGGCAUCUCCUUCCCUUAUAUUGAGAAAUACUGCGGGCAGUACGUCUUUAUAAUCUUUGUGGUGCUGCUCUUCCUCUUCACCCUGUUUACUGCUCUCCGAGUUCCUGAGACGGAGGGGAAAACGUUUGAGGAGAUAUCAGCACUGUUCCAGCGCAAACGAGCCCCGCAGCCCAUAGUAGAGGCUGAACUGGAGCAGCUGAAAGGAGCCACGGAGGCCUGAGCGAGCUAACGGUGGAACAUAGCCUGUUACUGCCCUCUUACUAAGUGAUAGUUCAGCAAAAGUACUACAUACUACAUACUUCCCCGAAUGUAGUCGAUCAGCCAAGACAUUCUGCAGACUGACUUAACAAAAGUAUGGAGACAUUCACUGUUUCUUCUGAAUUCAAGGGUAUUAAAAUGAAUUCAUCAUGCUCUUGUUUGGUGUAAAUGUAUCUAAUGUCCAGAGAAGACUUUGAAGACCAGAUUUUAAAGCAUUGCUGUGAGGAUUUGACUGCAUUCAGCCACAGCAAUAUUAGUGAGCCCAAGAUGCUGAAUGAUGAUCAUCACCCGAUCCCAUCCCCAACUCCCCAACUUAUAUUAUAGACCUGGACAGAACACUAUCAUUACACAGAACACAGUUCCACUACUCAACAGCUAAAUGCUGGUGUAUCCAAGCCUUUAAUUGCUGCCUGACAAUGACUGUAGAAAAGCAUAGACAGCACAAAAUUAUCUCAAUGUCUCUCAAAGGUGAAUCCACCAAAGGUCUAGUGCCCCUGCUGGCUGGUUGCAGUAUAAUGUGUAGCCCAAAAAGUCCAACAAUUAUUUUUUUCUGCGUUACAUGGAGCAGUGUUGUUGAGUUGUAGUUGAGCUGUCAGAUGCAUAACUAGCUAGUCAACCAAUGGUACUAUUAUUAUUGAUCAUGUGAUGAUCAGUGUGCUGUUGUUCAUAUUAAAUCUGCAACACUCUCUAUGACUUUCCUUGUUCUUAGGAUUUUUUAUAAUUUAUAAAAUGUCCAAUGUGAUCUAACUUUAAUUAGUUGUUGAUCAGUUAGCUAACGCUAGUGAAGUUAAUUGCCCUGGCCCUGGUAUUUGUACUCUAGGUCAGCGAUCUCCUCAUAUUUACAGUAUUUUCGCUUCAUCUCAGCGGUAAACAGAACUGAGCUCUGGUACUGCAACUUGAUGGGAAUGUAAAUGGUUUGUUAAUAAAAUACAUGAACUGCACUUUUACUGUUGGGACAUUACAUACUGGGUCAAAAUCUGCUCUGCUUCUGAUCUUUGAAGAUGGCCUGGCUCAAUAAAGGUGGUCUGAGACACAAGAUUGCUUAGAUAUUGGAUAUUUUUGGUUUUAUUUCGAUAGAACGGAUGGAACUGGAACCAUAGCGUCCAUGUUUAUAUACAGUCAUUGGAUGCAAAAUACAGUGGUAUGUGAAACUUCAGGCACAAGACAUGUCUUGGCUGAUUGACUGAUUGGGGUAAAUGAGGUAAAACUGGGUAAAUAAGCUUUUCAUUUUACCAAACUAAACUAUCACAGUAGGAAUACUCCAGCUGAAAUAUUUUUAUUUUAAAUGUUUAUCAUUUUUUCCUAAUUCAGCCGCUACUCAGCGGUAUAUCUCCCAUCACAGGUGAUGCCACAACACAAAGAAGUGAAGUCAGGCACCGCCUCUUUUCAAACAGUUGCUGAUGUAGCAUUGCUGAGUAGCAUCACAGCGCAACCGGGGAAAAGCACAGAUUCUCGGUUUCGAUACAUCAGCUCACAGACGCCUUGUACUGAUCCACAUCACCCUAGGAGUAAUGAGAGAUAAGAGGUUUACCAUCUACCCUCCCAGAGAGAGCAAGGCCAAUUAUGCUCUCUCAGGGCUCCAGCAGCCGAUAGCAAGCUGCCUGCUGCAUCAGUACUUUAAUAUUUAGCUGGAGUAUUCCUUAAGUCUCCUGAGUUUAUAUACGCAAAGCAAAACCUCAAUUCUGCCCCGGUUCACAGACUGCCGAGCUGUGGAGCUCGGGCUGAGAUUACUGUUUACAUCUAUGCAAGACUAACGAGGGAAUUACAGUCGCCAGUAUUUCUUACUGAGGCUUUUAGGCCCAUUUCUGUGUGUUAAGUUGCAGGUUGUGUGUUUGUUCAUGUCUUUUUGUGUAUGUGUUUUUAGAAGAAAAUAAGAAAAAUAUAAAUUUGUGAAUUAAGAAUGUGAAGCGUUUUCAUCCUAAAAUUAAAAUUAAAGACUAAAAACAA